Messenger RNA from Danio rerio (zebrafish), 460 nucleotides. The record is from RefSeq and is a predicted model, not a curated record. Lineage: Eukaryota; Metazoa; Chordata; Actinopteri; Cypriniformes; Danionidae.
GCUUCCGACUGACUGAAGAACAGAGAUCUGGACUUGAGAAAGCAAGAGAGAACACACACUUAGCAUGAAGCCCAGGAGGCGGCGGCCCUCGGUGGAUCUGCUGCCCACCAUCGCAGAGCUCCAGGAGAGCGAGCUUCAGGCUCAAAGUCUGGAGGAGUACAUGGAGUCCAUUCGGGAGCUGUCCCAGCCCAGCUACCCCCUCAGUGGCCCCCUGCAGCGCUCCCGUCUGUGCCCACUGCGGACCGCCAGAUUCCCCAGCAUGAGCCUGGCACACAGACCCUGGGCCAUCAGCAGACCUGACAACGCAUCACUGACCCUGAACCACUGCAAGUGCCCGAACAUUUCACAUCAAGACCCGCUGGACUGGCUGUUCGCACAAACACAACACACCAUAGGGACUCCUAUACAGAGCAGUCCUGAAGACCUCGCAAUGAUAUAAGCAUAAAACAUGUUAACUUGG